AUGGUGGACGUUAUAAAAUUUCAACCAUCUGUAUCCAAUACUGCUUCAACUAUUCAAAAUCUUCGAUAUAAAUCGAAUUCUCAACAAUUCAAUUUACCAGGUUUUCUUGCAAAGUGUUAUAUUUUUGUUGAAAAUGAGCCUCUAAAAAAUUUGCCGACAAAACAUUGGAUUGAUCUUUGUCCUCAAAAUCCGUCGCGUCUGCUCGAUGUUUCAAAUCUACCGUAUAGCUUGCAUCGAAAAGUUAUGUAUCAAGAACUAUCUCGUACAUGUACGACAACAAGAAUGGCUCGUUUGAAUGGACCAUUCAAAAGCAAACAACAAUGCAAUACAAAUAAAACUACAACACCAGCAGCAGUAGUUGGCGAAAGCAAUACUACAUCUCAACCGUCAUUUUUGAAUAGUGACGUACAAAGUUGUGAGAUUUUCAAUUCACUUUCAAAAUAUAUUACAGUAAAGGCCGAACCACUUCGUCCGUCCAAUAGUGUCGUAAAAAGUCCAACAAAUACAAUAACUUCAUGGCAAAAAUAUUGGGCGUCAACAUAUGCACAAAGAAGAAGAAAAGAAACGAAUGAUUCUGAUUUUGAAUUAAGUCGUUCAAAAUUUGAGAAAACAAUUCCAGGUCAAACACAGUUUGUUGUUGUUCGUGACGGAAAAUUUCCUAAGAAAAAUGAUCGUCUUAUCAACGAUGAAACAGUAUCGAUGGAGUUAAGUAGUUGCAGUUUAACGAAAGUAUCUACAACAGCUAUGGUUGAUAAAAAAACACACUUAACAGAAGAAAAUGACAUCAAUAGACUAACAAAUCAAGUUUCUUCGAUAGAACUUAUUGGAUCAUCAAUAGCUCCAUCGUCUACUGAAAUGAAUUCUUCUCGUCGUACACUAAAAUCAACAGUCACUGUUCCGCCACCGACAACAGAUAAAAAUGAUGAUAAGUCUCGUCGAAAAAGUUCAUCAUUUGCACGAUUAUCUUCAUCAUCAACAGCAUCAAAUCUGAGAGGUGCGAGUCAAGUAAUCGGAGAAAUAGCUCAUGCUCGAAAUACAGUCGUACCAAUGGCAAACAACGUUUUGCAAAUGUCAGUACUUUCAGAAAAAAACAAGACCAAUAAACAUUCAACAACUAGAUCAAGGUCACGAUCAAAAUCAUCGGAAAAAAAGCUACGAAGAAUUCCGUCAGCACCGAAACGAAAACGUCAAAUGUCAGGAAAUAGAAUUUCAUCUCAUAAAACUAAACAAACACCAUUGUCAGCAGUAAUGCCAGCAACGCCAAGAGCAAAAUAUUCACAUAAUGAAUGGGAUUCACCUUACACCGGUCUUCGUUUUGAUCCACCAACACCACCAUCUUCACCUUCAUUAUAUGUUUUACCUCAAGAUUCCGAUGAAGAAGAUAAUCCUACAUUAUUUGAAAAAUCAGAAAUUUUUGAACAUAAUCCAACUGUUAAAGUAUUAAAAAGAUGCGCUUUUUAG
Messenger RNA from Rotaria socialis, 1461 nucleotides. Lineage: Eukaryota; Metazoa; Rotifera; Eurotatoria; Philodinida; Philodinidae. The record is from the annotation of a GenBank genome assembly.